Molecule: messenger RNA, 1510 nt
Organism: Aedes albopictus (Asian tiger mosquito)
Lineage: Eukaryota; Metazoa; Arthropoda; Insecta; Diptera; Culicidae
Gene: Jhbp2
Product: protein takeout
Exons: 6
Coding region: 348-1118 (256 amino acids)
Source: RefSeq, a predicted model, not a curated record
GGUCGUUUCUUCGGCAUUCGUGAACUAUCCCGGCUACGGUUCGGUUCGAUCCCCUGUUUGGCUUAUUAGUUUCCCCCCGCGAGGUGCUUAGAACCCAUCACUUUUCCAGAACAUCACUCAAGAAAACUAUAUUUUCAGACAGCCAAAACCCCAGACUCAUCAAUACUUCACCGAAAAUCCAAUCAGCAUCAAUUACGUGACUAUACCGUUGAUUCCAUUGCGAUAAUCAUCGCAUCGAGGUUCAACUAAGUCCCAGACGACGACGCGACAGCUGCUGAGACGGGGUGCUGUAGGUACCAGGAGAAGGAGGAGUACCAAUCACUACCGAACAGUGCCAAGGAUUGGCAAUGAGAAUGCGUUCGAUGACCCCAGCACCCGCCACCGUGGUGCUUGCGCUCGCUGCAAGCCUGUGGCACCUGACGGUCGCCCAACAAACGCCGUACUACAUGCACCGCUGCGAACGAGAUGAUCCCCAGGUGAACGACUGUCUCCGAUUCGCUGCAAAUAAGCUGACGCACCAUUUGCGGGACGGCGGCAUUCCGGAGAUCGGUAUCGUCGACGUGGAACCCGUGGUGGUGGAUGAGAUCAGCAUUGCCCUUGGCAGUGGACCCGAUGGGUACAGAGCCACCUUCAAGAACAUCGAAGCCUUUGGAGUUAGCAACUUGACGUUCGUGAACGUUCGAUCCGACAUCGACUCGCUCCAAUUCCAAAUGACCAUCGAAAUUCCCAAGAUCAAAGCACGAGCUCAGUACAAGUCUUCCGGAGUUCUACUGCUGCUGCAGGCUUCCGGGGCCGGUGACUACUGGGGAGAAUACGAUGGCGUCAAAGCAAAAAUCUACAUCAAAGCAUCACCUUACCAAGGUGAUGACGGUUUAACCUACCUCACCGUGGACCAAACCAAGAUGGACUUUAGCGUGAAGGACAUCAAGAUGGGCGUUGAGAACGUUGCCAAUCAGAAUGCAAUCAUCCACGCUGCAAUGAACCUGUUCAUCAACACCAAUGCACAAGAGCUGCUCAAGGAGAUGAAACCACAGUUGCGAUCCAAGCUGACCGAACACUUGCACGACUUCAUGCAGCGGCUGUUCGACAGAAUACCGUUCGAGUACUGGCUCGAGUGAGGAAAGCGUCAACUUCCUCUUUGCAGUGGUUCGAAAUUCGAAAGUUUCAGUGACUGAUUCACUUUAUUCAUGUGGCAACACUGCUAUCUCGUUUCCUCUCAUCAUAAUUAGGCAUUAAGUUAGGUUUUAUUUCUGUUUAUUUAUCGCGAUCGAAUGAUCGAUUUGUGCAUUACCUAAGUAUUAUGUUUGCUAAGUAUUCAUGAACAACGCAAAACGUUUGUUUGCUUUUCCUCUUCAGUUGACAAACACUGUUCUCCUACGAUGAAAAUAUUGGGCGAAUGAUUUCAUUGCCGUAAUAAUACUGUUGAGAUAGCAAACGGAUUGUAAGUUCAUUUGGUGGAUAAUAAAUUGUGGAAUAAUACUUCCAGUCGAAUCAACUGGUUGUAAUCCUU